UUAAAACUGUGCAUCUCUAACCGAUAACCGAUAGACCAAUUGGCAGCUGUUUCUGAGCAACGUAGUCAAAAGUAAAUAUUAUUGAAAAUUCGAUUUGAACCGUACAGAGAGCGCAUACCGAGCCGAAUUAUAUUUCAGAUAGAUUGAAAAUUUGUAAUCAGCCAACUUAAAGGAAAUCCGACUCGCUCAUCACAACUAGUUCCGACCAGAUUGAUAUCUCUGCCACCACCUGCAACGCAUUUGUUGCUAACAAUUUCCUUGUUCUCGCUUUUGGCUUCUAUAUAAAUACGCGCGGAUCAAAGCAGGUUUUGCAUUCACUGCAAAACAGUGCUCAGGCGUGCAGUUAACUCCCCCAAGCUCAGUCGUCGUCCAGGUGCUUUUCCAGCAAAAACAAAUCAAAAGAUUUAAUUUAACAACAUGUCUCAACAACCUGUUGCCUUCCUCACCCGACGCGAAACUUUCAGCGCCUGCCAUCGCCUCCAUAGCCCCCAGCUAAGUGAUGCCGAGAACCUGGAAGUCUUCGGGAAAUGCAAUAACUUUCACGGCCAUGGGCACAAUUAUACAGUUGAGAUCACUGUUCGAGGACCCAUUGAUCAGCGCACUGGAAUGGUGCUGAACAUCACCGAACUCAAGGAUGCUAUUGAAACGGUGAUCAUGAAGCGCUUGGAUCACAAAAAUCUCGACAAGGAUGUGGAGUACUUUUCAAAGACUCCAAGUACCACCGAAAAUCUUGCAGUUUACAUCUGGGACAAUAUCCGGUUGCAGCUCAAGAAACCCGAGCUGCUAUACGAAGUGAAGAUCCAAGAGACACCAAAGAAUAUUAUAAGCUAUCGUGGUCCAUAUCCUUUGAACGGGAUCUACAAUCCCAUCAACAAGCGCAUUCCCCACGACUCGUGUACCAACAUAUCCUCAGACUCGGAUUAAAAUCCGACUCCUUUUGAAUGCAAUCCCAAUGAAUUGACGAAUUUUAUUGAAACAAUACCCCCACUCACACUCACACGAUUAGAAAAGACAUUUAGUUACCUGGUAAGGGAAUGAAAAGAUAUACGAAUUACAAAGUAUAUAGAAUUAAGAGCUGCUGUAUGUUUCUCGAACAUAAUACUGAAUAAACACAUUAAAAUGAA
Drosophila ananassae is the source of this 1124-nucleotide messenger RNA. RefSeq names its product 6-pyruvoyl tetrahydrobiopterin synthase (gene purple). Gene Ontology annotation, molecular function: 6-pyruvoyltetrahydropterin synthase activity. Bases 418 to 924 code for a protein of 168 amino acids. Gene Ontology annotation, cellular component: mitochondrion. The transcript is spliced from 5 exons. Gene Ontology annotation, biological process: tetrahydrobiopterin biosynthetic process. The record is from RefSeq and is a predicted model, not a curated record. NCBI's taxonomy places the organism in Eukaryota, Metazoa, Arthropoda, Insecta, Diptera, Drosophilidae.